UUAUCAUGUCGUUAGACUUAAAUGCUUCUUUAGAAACGCUUAUUUAAUUUUUGAUUUUUUUUAAAUGAUUGUCUUUCAUCUGAAUUUUUAAGAGUGCAGUAUGAAGUUUGUCAGUUUUAAUGGAACCAAUAUGAAUAUGUAAAUGAUUCUUUUUGUGUCACAUCGAAUUGUAAGUUUCUUAAAAAGUUUUAAUUUUACUCGAUGACUGGAGCCAAAAUAAGAAAUACGGAAUGCAGUUCAUUAAAUACGAUGAAUUGCACGAGAAUCUUAAUCGACUGGAUUGUGAAACAAUCUAUGAUUGACAAGACUGCGAAUGUGAAUAAUUGUGAAACGAAGAAGCAUCAGCAAUGUGGAUUUUUUGUAUACUGAUCAAACUUUUCCAACUUAUAAUUUUGUUGAUGUUGUCUGGGAUUCUGUUUUCUGUUGCUGCUGUUUCGCGUUUGAUGGAAAUAUCGAUUAUCCUGGUAUAUCCUACAGCCGUAUUCUUAUUACGACAGGCUGCAAAUUUAGUCAUCUUUCUAACAAUCCUGACGGCAAAAAUGACAUCCUCGGCGUUUCACAAACUAUGCACACUUGUUAAAUGCAAUAAUCAGCAGCUGGAAACGGCUCCUCAACAAGAACCAUCGCUGAGAGUUGCUCAACUUCAACUUGACGUGCAAACUCCUUUUGUGCUGUACAAAAGUAGCAUCCUUGAAGAAAUACCACAAGAUAUUCUAUCUUCAAAAGAUGAAUUUUCUGCUGUAACAUUAGCAGACAAGGGUAUUAUCGAACCCGCACAAGAUCAAUUACAGGAUAACAUCUAGGAAGAAUUAACCGCACGCAAGGAUACUAUUGAUUGCUGAUUAAAAAAAGGAUUGUUGAUUAUCAGAUGAAGAAAAUAAUUACAAAAUAAUUAUUUUAUUUACAUAAAUUUAUAA
This is a messenger RNA of Monomorium pharaonis (pharaoh ant), 917 nucleotides long. RefSeq lists its product as uncharacterized. Bases 348 to 803 code for a protein of 151 amino acids. The transcript has 3 exons. Lineage: Eukaryota; Metazoa; Arthropoda; Insecta; Hymenoptera; Formicidae. The record is from RefSeq and is a predicted model, not a curated record.